AUGACUAAGCCUAUAACAUUAGCCAAAAUGCUAGGAAACACUGAUAGUAUUAGUGCUUGCGUCCUGAUUCUUACUGCUUUCAGUGAAGUCCUGCAAGAAAUAGAUCAGCUUAAACUAGCGGUAGAAGAACUGACCCAAAAUAAUUCAGAACCUCCUCUAAAAAAUACAACCAGUACCUCGGGGCCACCCUCCAGGAACGAGGUGGAAGACAGACACCUGAUCCUUUAUAGCUUGCUUCCUUUGGGAGCAUUGCCUCUACUCAUGACCUGUUUCUACCUAUUCUUCUGCCUGAGAAGACACCAAGGUGGAGGAAAAAAACCAUCCAUAUCCCCAGUUCGGGGGGUUGAUGAUGUUCCUCAGCCCUUUAGACGUGAGCAAAUUGAAGUGGACGCCAGGCAAAACUCCCAAACACUGACGUCAGAAACUAGUGUUUAUGAUAAUGACCCUUGGUGCAGGCUCCAGGAAGAGCCUGUGGUUUAUUCUCACCCGCGUCCGGAGGAAAACAAACAGGGCAUUGUUUAUGCUUCGCUGAACCACUCCAUCAUUGAAAUGAACUUAAGACAGGCAAGAAACGUGAAAGAAGCACCUACAGAAUAUGCAGCCAUAUGUGUAAGGAGUUAA
Molecule: messenger RNA, 621 nt
Organism: Miniopterus natalensis
Lineage: Eukaryota; Metazoa; Chordata; Mammalia; Chiroptera; Miniopteridae
Source: RefSeq, a predicted model, not a curated record